AAUUUUCCUCCAUCCAGGCUUAUGCGUGUGAAUGUGUGGAUGCGUGAGAGUUCAGUUCCAGGAUUUUUGGAAGGCACCGAAAGGAAAGAAGGUACCCAGAGCUUUCUCUGUGUACCUGCCUUCUGUGAGUAUUCCCAGACUCAGAGCCACACUGAAGAUAGAAAAUGCCUAAACGGAAAUGUGUCUUUACUGAAAAACUGAAGCAGAAAUAUCCUCAUUUUCGUAAAGGUAGAGAUGACUAUGAAGCAGAGUGCUUGGUUUGCAAAGCUGGCACGUUUGUGUCAGUGGCACAUAAAGGUGCCAGUGAUCUGGAGUAUCACAUGUCCUCUGAAAAGCACAAGAAAGCCCUUGGAGGAGACAGUUGGUCUGCAAAGCUGACUGAAUUUUUGGUGACUCCGGGAACGAAAGCAGAGGACGCUCUUGCUGCAGCCGACAGCACUCUGGCCUUGCAUACUAUCCCAAACUGCAACAGCUACAAAACAACAGGGCGUACAUCUGAGUUGUUCAGAAAAAUAUUCCCUGAUGCAGAGACAGCACAAAAGUUUUCCCACACCCGGACCAGGACAGAAGCUCUUGAGAACUCUGUGCUUGCCCAGCAUGCAGUCAGCAUUGACCUGAAGGCCCUGGAAGAAAGCGGCAUCCCUUUCUGUGGGGUGGCUAUAGACGACAGCAAUCACAGGGCCGUGAAAAUGGUCCCGGUGCUCAUCCAAUAUUACGACUACAGGAACGGCGGCUUGAAGACCAAACUGCUGGAACUUCAGGAAACGCCCACUGAGACGGCCGACGCCAUUUCGGACUAUCUCGUCAAAGCUCUUAAGAAACACGGAUUGCUCCAGAAAUGCAUGGCCUUUGCAGGGGACAACUGCAACACCAUGUUUGGUGAACUUCGGCAAGACGGGGAGGCGAGGACUGUGUUGGCCAAGUUGAGGAGAGCCCUCCAGAGAGAGACUUUGAUUGGGGUGUACUGCCCGGCCCACGUUUUGCACAACUGCAUCCACCACGGAGCAGACGCCCUGGAGGUGGACAUAGAGAACAUCGUCCUGAAGAUCUACCAGUACUUCCACAUAUACGCAGUGCGGACCGAGCCCCUGCAAGAGUACUGUGAGUUUGUGGAGGUGGAGUACAAACGGCUGCUCUCCCACAGCAAGACCCGGUGGCUGUCCUUGUUCCCGGGCAUCACAAAGCUGCUUCAGAUGCACUCGGCCUUGAAGUCCUUCUUCUUGGGCCAGAGCAACCCGCCCACCGUGCUCAGGAGCUUCUUUGAGCACGAGUUCAGCGAGCUCUACCUCUGGCACAUGCACUCGCUGAUGAACGCCUUCCACUUACACAUCGAAGAGAUGGAACGGGAAAACAACUCCAUCGUGGAAGUGAUGAGGACGCUGGACUCCGUGCACACCAUCCUGCUCGACCGAAGAGCUCAGAACUUCGUGUCCCUGACGGUGAAGGGGAUGCUUGCGGACAAGCGCAAGGAGGGGCUGGAGGCCGAAUGCGACGCCUUCUCCGAUGCAGUGCAUCGCCUCUACAGCAACUGCAUAGACUACCUGGAGAUGUGGAUGGCGUCUCUGCAGGAGUUCUCCUGCUUCGCCUGGAUGGCCCUAAGCGACACACCAAGCUGGGGUGACGUGGAAGCAUGUAUAACGUACUUAAUUGAAAAGGGUGUAGAGGUUGAUGACAUCAAGUGCUUUGAUCAGUUCAACAAUUUGAAAAAAUUUGUGGAAGCUUCCAGUGAUGAAGAAGAGUUUCAGCAUCUGCUUUCACAUCAAAAGUGGACCAAAUACUUCCUGAAGGCUAAAGUCAUUGAAUGCUAUUCAGAAUUGUUAAAAAUUGCCCAGUUCUUCUUCGCAAUUCCCUCCCACAGUGUAAAUAUGGAAUGGAGUGCUUCUUUUCGUUGAUACAAAGCCAGGAGGUCAAGGAAAGGACCUGCUUGAAAGGCCUACCAUUAACUGUUGGAAACAUUUUUGUGCAUGCUUUGCUCUAAAGAGACAUGCACAUGCACACCACAGAAAAAGACUAUUUGUCUUUUGGGGUGUACCAUCUGCACACAGUAGAUCUUUAGGGUAUCAUCUAUACUUUGAAGUAUCAGUUACAGUUGUUCUGUUUUGGUCUUUAACCUCAUUACUGACUCAGAAAUCUUUUCAUUGAAUCAGGUUUGGGAUUGAUAGCAAAAUUGAAGGGAAAAACAUUUUUUUCAAGUUACUUUUACUUUUGAAAGCAGUUUGCUAUGUCAUGAAGUUGGCAAGCUCACAGGCUAGCACAGAACAAGAUGUUCUGCAACCUGUGAUCUUCUGCCUGCUGUAAAGGUUUAAUAAGAUCUGAAAAAUACCAGUCUUUCAUGAGAUGAGAUUUCAAUCCAUUUCCAAGCUAGAGCUUUUAACUCCUUAACAGCUGCACUGAUGGAUAAAAACCCUUUAAGUUAUUUUACCAGUGAGUGCUUCCUUGAAAAGAGUUUGAAGGGGCUUUAGGGCAAGAAAACCCCCAUUUCCCCCCCCUCUUUUUGCCCCUGGAGAAAUCUGGCAAAAGCAACAGCCACAUCUGGCUUAGAAAGUCAAUUUCUGGUUUAUGAGCUAAAUAAUUAGCCAGAAGUUAUAGAACGCCCCUCAUUCAAAGAACAUCUGAGCAACUAAGCCAAGCAAGACAAAAUAGAGGCUACGGAU
This is a messenger RNA of Protobothrops mucrosquamatus (brown spotted pit viper), 2654 nucleotides long. RefSeq lists its product as uncharacterized. The record is from RefSeq and is a predicted model, not a curated record. The transcript is spliced from 2 exons. Bases 165 to 1892 code for a protein of 575 amino acids. Lineage: Eukaryota; Metazoa; Chordata; Lepidosauria; Squamata; Viperidae.